AUGGAGUUUGACGAGGAGGAAGAUGCGGAGCAAGAUACCGGCAAGCCGAAUGGAGAGGAUUCAGCGCCAGAGACUCCACCUAUCUUCGUGAAACCCUCCCUUGAGCAAGCUGGAAGCUUGACUGGGAGGCACAUUGCGCAAACGCUUCAACCUCCCAGAUCAAUCGACAUUUCUGGGGAGGGGACUUGGACUGGAGGUUUUCGUCACCCUACCGAUACGCCCCAGCUCCUUCCCAUUCCUUCCCCCGGACUCCCAAUUCCUUCUCCGCUUGUUUCAAGCUCAAACAGCCCCCAUGGUUAUUUCUCAUCUGUAUCUGCCGCCACAGAGGCACAAAAUGUUCGAUCUGUACCUGCAGAAACAGCUCCGUCGACUGUGCGAACUGAAGCGGAUCUUUUGACUGAUGUGUCACUACCAAAAAACUUCCAACCACAGGCGGCCGAAAUAGUUGUCGAAGAUAUCAGAACUGCAGAACAUGACUACCUUGAACCUACGGAAUCUGUCUCUCACCAGCAGGCUUCGGCUUCUUUAUUGGAAGAUACUUUGGCCGAUGAACAUCAUGUACUACCAACAUAUCACGAAGAGGCCGCUCUCCUGGAAUCUGUCGGCGACUCCGCCAUUAUCGACCUUGGAGCCGACAGGGGAAAUGGAGAUGAUGAACCAUUGGUUUCAGCCCAAAUCGACGCAGAAAAGGGCCAACACGUUGAAGACGAGAUCUUUGAAGUCGAAUCAACACAGGGCUCUCAAUUUGAUGCUGAGGAGGCUGUCGCAGUUGACGUCCACAUAUCGCCAAACGUGCCGCCCGCCUCCUCGUUGGAUGAGCACCCCGCAGAUGAUGAGAUGGAGGGCAUCGAAGACCAACUGGAGAAUUAUGUGCACGAAGAAUACGAGACCCAAGUGGGGUCGAUCUCAGUUGCAUCAUCAGUUAUUGAACAAGAUGGUCACGGAAGCGAUAGCGUACAAGAAAGCGAAGUGUACGAUGAUGAAGCGCUCUAUGAUGAGGAAGAAGCAGAUUCAGAGUUGCAGGAUGCGGAUGAGUAUGGUGAUUUCACCGAAUCCGAGGGGGAGGAUGAUGACAGAUUACGGCAACAACAGACUCGGCCGCAACAUUCCCAACCUGAAGUUAUUGUUCUAGACAGUGACAGCGAUGAUGAACUUGCUUCUGACCAGUCAAAAUCUACUCCUUCGCAGCCACCACCCCGUCUCAGCCAAGCAUUCCGACGCGGACCAUCAGCAUCCUCUAGUGCUGGAGAUCUGAUGGUUGAUGGUCCUGCGGGUGCGUAUUCAGUGGCUGAGCGUGGACCCGAGGAUCGGUUUGCGGAAGAUGUUGAAGAGCAAUGGGUCGAUGAAAUGGAGGAAGAUCAAGAUCCCGACCGGCUCCUUCCUGGGCAAAUAGAUUACGAGUCGUCAGAGGAUGAGUUGGCACAAGAUCACUACGUUAUGAGUCUCCCAAUUCGGGAAGCAUCAGUUGCCCGGGUACGAGAAGAGAGCCAUUCCGCCGAAGCAGAAGACCACGAUAUGACCGCUGAACCAUACCCACCAGCUACGACAUCCGUUGAUCUUGAUCUGGCAACGCCUGAAGGCCUACCUCGAGCCGAUUCCGAACUUUCUAUUUCAUACCAAAAUCAAACGGAGGAAAGAUGGAAUCCCGCUAUCCAGGUGAACCAACACGAUUCAGGCACCGCCCAAGACGUAUCCCAUGACCUGGAGGCCAUGAUCGACCCGGCUCUGCCUCGUUCACCCAUUCUUACUGGCGAGACCGACCUCCAAAUACACCGUGGGCAAGAAAGCAAACAUCAUGAUACCGCUCUUGACGGGCCACGAUAUGAAUUCGGAUCAGGAUAUGAACAUGAGCUUAGCCAUUCAUUCGACGGAGCUGCGUCUCCUCCGAGGAAGCAGGAGACUCAACUGCCCCAGUUCUCACAUGAACAACAAUUGCCAACGCCCGACCCUACCCAAGAGACUGUCUUUGCCCAUGAACCUGCUGUCGGUGCUGGGAGAGUUGGACUUUCACCUACGCCAGAUGAUUUACGUCUAACUUCGAAGAGAUCGAAUCAACCCCAUAUCUCAGCACAAGGAAAGGCUCCUAGCCUAGUCAAGAGCACCGAUCAGGCCAUCUCCCCCUCUGGAUAUGUCCAAGUUGCCAAGGACAUGCCUGGAAACGACAGAGCGAGAACGAGAUCACCAUCAAUUCAACUGCCGGUUCCUGACCGUCACGCGGCUGGGUUACGAAGCAAACUCUCGUACUUCGCUCCACUUGCCUCGCUCAUCGACCACUACAAUUCUUUGGUGGACACGGUUUCGGUGGUCCAUCAGGUAUCACCAGUAGCACGAGCGACAUCCGGGCCCAAAGAUUACUACGUGACUAUCCAACUCACAGAUCCGUCCAUGGCCGGCACAAUGCUCAAUGCGCAAAUCUUCCGGGCUCAGAAAUCCGCGAUGCCGUCUUUGGUUGAAGGAAACGCCAUCCUGUUGCGCAAUUUCAAGGUUCGAAGCUUCGACCAUGCAAUCAUGCUCGUCAGCGCCCAGUCCAGUGCAUGGGCUGUGUUCGAUGGCUCCGGCCCUGAUGCCCAAGUGAACGGCCCACCUGUUGAAUAUGGUGCAGAGGAACGGGCUUACGCCUCUGCUUUGCGGCGGUGGUAUCAGGAGGUGGGCUCAGCCAUGGUAGCUGAUAAUCAGCUCCAAGCAUCCAUUGGCAGAGACAGCAUGGAAUCCAGCGAUCCGGGCAGCCCGAGUCUCUCCUGGCGGGAUGAUCGACGUGGCUCGGCCAGGUCCCGUUCGACGCGGCGACGGAAGAGUCAUCGGAGACUGACCAUUCAUGAACUGAGAGAUGGCACUCGCUACACAGAGGUUGGGUCUCCUAACCAUAGCAGCAUUCAUGAGCUUCGAGAUGGUACUGUGUACGCCAAUAUAUGA
Penicillium lagena is the source of this 2913-nucleotide messenger RNA. RefSeq lists its product as uncharacterized. Bases 1 to 2913 code for a protein of 970 amino acids. The transcript has a single exon. Gene Ontology annotation, cellular component: chromosome, telomeric region; nuclear telomere cap complex. Gene Ontology annotation, biological process: regulation of telomere maintenance via telomerase; telomere capping. The record is from RefSeq and is a predicted model, not a curated record. Gene Ontology annotation, molecular function: G-rich strand telomeric DNA binding; telomerase inhibitor activity. Lineage: Eukaryota; Fungi; Ascomycota; Eurotiomycetes; Eurotiales; Aspergillaceae.